This is a messenger RNA of Amoebophrya sp. A25, 1909 nucleotides long. NCBI's taxonomy places the organism in Eukaryota, Dinophyceae, Syndiniales, Amoebophryaceae. The record is from the annotation of a GenBank genome assembly.
GGACUAACAAGGACAAGCCUCCCGAAAAGGGAAAGGUAGACAGCUUUUUUCAGUGCGCAUGAAGUGUAACCGAAACUCUUUUUGGCCGCCUGAUUUUUUUUUGAGGGCGUGGUCUUGAAGUAGAAUUGUUGAAGCAGCAACAUGGAGCUUUGAUCGCAGCGGCUUUGGAACGAAAAAGACGCACUCAGAAAGCGCAUGGGUUUUGUCCGGUUCUAGCUGUUUGUCCGCUUCAAGACUCGAAAAGAAUCGAUUCGUUCAUCUUUGGUCGAUGCUAUUUGCGCAGCGCUGACGCUAGAAAUUUUGAGACGGAACGGAAGUCCUCGAAAGUCAAAUCGGAGGCGACUAAGGUCAUCAACUGAUGGACAAUGCCGAUUAUCAAGGAAGAAAAACUAACGGUGUUCAAUCCGGCGAAUUUUAACCAAUUUAAGCAGGAAGUGGCCGAAGGUACUACCUCUAAUCAGCGCUUCGUUUAAGUACGACAAAGAGCUUUAUUUCCAUUUUAUCGUGCUGCACUCUCUCUGAACUUGAAUUUCCUAUACGGAAGUUUAAACUCAACCAUUCAAAGGUGUUUACGAGGACUGGAAGCGUGACACAGUUGAUAGUGCGAAAAAGAGGGCGAUACAUCAGGCGCCAACAUAUCAUGCCUUCGAACAACUUGUUGCCGGUUGUACCUUGAAGCCCAUUAAUAAACGCGAUUUUCAUGCGCCUCCAAAAACAUUGGACCACAACAAGUAUAGCAAAGCCAGUCGAGUGGGCGAUGGUAUGAUCCAGUUACCUUUUCAUUCUAUUAUAUAUCUACUGGACUUGUUAUCGAAAUCGAAUUGAAUUUUUUGUCUCCACUGGAAAAUUACCAGAUGUAAAGAGGAUUCGCAUUUCUCUACGCACGACAUAAACAUGCUCGUAAAUGCAUUAAUAACAAGGUAGCAUCGGCGGAGGCGCUGCGCCUGAGCCAACCCCACUUCGAUCGACACGAGGUGGCAGCAGCAAAGCGCCAAAGGCGACUUCGCGGUCAGAAUUCUCGACAGCUUGGCACCGAGCCGGGAAAUCAGCAGAGGCGAAAUUGCAGCUGCUAUUAAGGUUUCAAUAGAUCCAACUUCAGUUGUGCGAUGUAGCUUUGCGAGUACUAGAGGCCUGUUGCAUAGUAUCUCAAAUUUUAGUAAACGCGGACAUACUUGCGUACUCUUGCUAGCGUGAUGACCACCACACUAUAAUCUCAUGUAAGUACUCGAUCAGAAACGAUUGUUGAACAUUGUGUAAGGGUGGGCAAAGUCUAAUACUCCGGAAGUUGGGAGAAGAGGAUGCGAAUUACUUGGUUUUGCAUCAGUUGGAUCCAGAUAUGUUUGAGGAACUAGUGGGAGUAUUACAUUCUGCGGUCCUCAAUUCCGGCGAUUCCUCUGACGAUUCUGGUACCGCGUGUUCGUCGGAGAGGACUGUAUUACCAGAAGGACACUGGGCGUGCACUAUACAGGAUGAAAAAAGCUCCACAUCAAAGGACAAGAAUCAUGCCGAAGAUGAAAGUAAGAAGAAGAACGCUCAGGCUGAAUUUAGGGAGAGAAAUGGUGCUAUAGAGGUGGGGGCAUUGUCAAAGCGUGACUUUGGAGCACACUUGAUACAAACCUUGAAAUAUCUGAGUAAGACGCACAUAGAUUUCUGCAUUCGCUUUUUGCCAGACGAUAGUCUAGCAGAGUGGCGCAAAACGUUUCCAGAACUGUGAUUAGGACUGUGAAGUUCUUCUAGAUUCAAGCAACUGUGACGCACCGAAAUUUCAUCUUGAUGUUAUCAAGAUGGCAGCAUGAUGACAGGAAAAGAAAGGUGAUCCAAUUGGGAGUCACGUCUGACUGGAUGUGCAGGUUGAAGACGCCACGUGAAGAUGAUCUCCUGUUCGCAGGACUUCGUGAGAGAAAGCGAU